AUGAAUGUAUGUCGUAUUUUAAACCACAAUUUUUUUCAGUCGCUUGCAAAUAAACUGCAUUGCAUGUAUGAUGGCUUUACUCCCAAGAAAAUACCGAAAAUUGUUCAAAGUGGACGCUUCUUUUGAUUCCUACAUACAUGAUUUGAUUCUUCGGUUGUCUUAAAUCAAUGAUAAUUGAUAUUACACACGUCGUCAAACAACCCUUCGUAGAAAAUCCGAAGGUUCAUUGUGGUCAAGAUUCGUUUACCCAACAGUUGCAAUUUACUUUUCGAACUUCUCUACUUCUCUUUUCCUUGAAAAACCCACGCGAUUUGGAUGAGGAAAGGCGUUGUUUAUGUCUCUGUAGGUAAAGUGGUGCGUUUCAAGAAAAUCAAAUACAUUAUCGAUUUGUUUUGUCACAUAAUGGAGCGUUUUGAGAAUCGAAUGCGCGGGAUCACAAGAUAGUUGAAAAGAGAAGGAAAUUAAUUACUUCGAGUCAUAGUCAUAAGAAUAAAGAUCGGUUUGUUGAAUGGACACGGUAAAAAAUGAUGUAGAAUUACGAAAAUAGAGUAAAGUUAACGUAAUCUUCAUGUGCGGAAAAUAAAAAUAAUCUUUUAUAAAAUAUUGUAGCAUUACUUUAUUAUGCUCCAAGUAUACAUAUUACACUUGAGAAAAAAGGUAUAAAUAAGACCAAAUUAUAUGGUCAUAAAAUCCUUUCGAUCAACUCGGCACUAUGUACAAAGUUCAUUCUGCAUUUUACUCCAGCUUUUGGCAUUCAUCACGCAUUUUACUUUCCUUUGAUGACGUCAUUGAUUGCCGAGAUUUCCGUUCGACGAGAUAAAAAGAACACGGCAGAAACGUCAAUGAUCAGACAGAAAAACACAAAUUGAGGUUUUGUUUGUCUUGUCCAACCUGUAUUCAACAAUUUGGCCAUCCUUCGAGAUAUUGCGGUAUUACACUAGAAAAAUCUUGGAUGUCGAUUUAAGAAAAAAAUAAAUGGCUUGGAAUUGCGGAUAAUUGUAAUUUUAAUUACAAACACAACUCAAUGGCAUCAUUACAUUCAUUUUUACUUCUAAAUUCCCCCAGUAAGUUCCAGAGCCAAAGUUGACCCAAAAAUUACCGCGUCAAGUCUUUUCUUUUUUCUGGAAAAUAUUUUUCUUGUGAUCGAAAAGCUGUUUAUUCUUUUUUUUACUCUCUAAUGUGAAUAUUCGAUUGGGUUUCUUCGUUCAAAGCAUCUUUUGCCGUUAGAAGUAGCUACGAAAACAAUAGUUUCUCAAUAUUUUGGUAAGAUUGACCUCUUUUCAACUUUAUUUUUCAACUUUAGACUCAAACCGCGGCUCGAAACUGAUGUUAGGCUCAUACGGGUCGACCCUCGCUGAAAGAAAGAAGAAGAAAGAUUAUGGAUCAGCUCGUGCUUAUGCUGAAGCAGUUCGGGAUUGGCAGAAGAAGACGUAUGAUUGGUUGAAGGCCCAAAAUGACGAUUUUGUUGCUAGGAAUAACGUAAAUCCCAGUGUAUGUUGUGCUUUAUGUUUUAUUUAUAGUUUUAUGGUGGCUAAAGAGAUUUAAUAAUAAACGAACUUAUUUUAGUUAGUACAAAGUGGAUUGAACCUUUCUGAGAUUCGCCCUCAAGUCGUAAUCAACCAAGUCAAUGUGAAUAUUCAUCAUCGAGAAGUGGACGCUCUAGUAACAGAGAGAUAUACAAUUCCAUCGUAUUGGCGGCGAAUUACGGCUGAAAUAAUUGAUUUUGUGAUGUUAUUUGUCCUCAAAGUUGGAAUCGUUUAUUCUUUGGUCCAAAUGGAAUAUAUGUAAGACUUUUUGGUUUCAUCCUCAUUUUUAGGAACUACGAUGACUUAUUUUGCAUAUUUUUCUAAUUUAGUGCCGUUGAUUCUCUGGAGAAUUAUAUUUUGCCAACAGCUGACUUCUACACUAUUCUUGAUAUUGCAACUGGAAACUUGCCAUACGAAUUGCUCUCUAAAGCAAUUUCGACGUCGUUUGAGAUCCUUUGUCUCAAUUAUGGGUUCUUUAUUUGUCCAAAAGGCACAACUCCAGGAAAAUUAAUGUUGGACAUCAAGGUGAUCCGCGUCGAAGAUAUUCAGCCGUUAACUCCCGAUGCAUCCGAAGUUCAAGUCAGGAGAUGGAGUAGAAUAGGAUUUAGAAGGUGAGGAAAUUUUAUUUUUUUUAUCUAUUCGAUUUUUAGAUCUGUUUUCCGGACCUUUUUGAAACACUUGAUCAACACAUUCAUGUUCCCCCUUGGCAUCUUCGCUUACGCUUUUGCCUUCAACAGGGCCUUCCACGACCUCCAGGCUGGUACUCUGGUCGUUUCAUUGGACCCCACACAGAUCAUGGAAUAG
This is a messenger RNA of Bursaphelenchus xylophilus (pine wood nematode), 2330 nucleotides long. Lineage: Eukaryota; Metazoa; Nematoda; Chromadorea; Rhabditida; Aphelenchoididae. The record is from the annotation of a GenBank genome assembly.